AUGACAACGUCAACUACUACUGCAUUGGACUCGUUACAGAAUGAGAUGAAUACAUUCUCUUUGGAAGAACUGAUGGGCGAGCCACAACUACUGGCCAAGCACAGAGAGGACACGAUCAAUCAAAUGAAGUCAUUGGCAUUGCAACAUUAUCAGCUCUUCAUUGAUAACUACAAUACACUCAACUAUACUUACUCACAGAUGAACAACAUUAAUAAUAGAGCAGAUAAUAUACUUACAUGUUUGCAAUCAGUGUCUACACAUUGUGAGUCAUUCUCCAGCAUGUCGAAUGGACUGACAACAAAGAGAUCAUCAGUCAAGAACUUGUUAGACAACUUCCCUACACUACUCGAUCUGUUGGAGAUACCUCAACUUAUGGACACAUGCGUUAAGAAUGGAUACUAUGAGGAGGCACUUCAGUUAGAGUCAUAUGCCAAGAAGAUUGCCAAGCAAUAUCCAAACAUCAAGGUGAUAAAGGAGAUUGUCGAUGAAGUUGACAAGAGUACUCAAUCACUUAUUGCCAACCUUCAGCAAUCACUUAGAGUCAAUAUAUCACUCACUGAUUGUAUAAAGACCAUUGGAUAUCUGAGGAGACUAUCUUUCAAGGAGAAUGAACUCAAGACUACACUCCUACACUCACGUGAUCAAUUCCUAAUGAACUCAAUCAAGUUCAUCACUGACUCAAACCCUGUAUCCUAUCUGACCAAACUCACAGACUGUUGCCGAACAAACAUCUUUGACAUCGUCACUCAGUUCAAUGCAAUCUUCUCAGACUCUGAUGAUGAGCUUCAAAUGGAUGAUUACAUACUUAAUGGAUGGAUUGAAAUGAAGUUACAAUAUUACUUGGCGACAUUGGAGAAGACUCUACCAUUGAUUAAGGAGGGCUCAUCAAUAUCUUAUAUACUGGAGAAUGCUAUGUAUUACUCAAUGUCCAUGUCUAGAGUGGGCAUUGACUUUAGAGGCCUGCUACCACCAAUCUUUGAGAAGGUCAUCACUUCAAUCUUCCUCUCGCACACUGCCAAUGCUAUACAUCGAUUCCUCGAGACACUCAAAUCAUUCAGAUUCCAACAUCAACAGUCAUCAUCAUCCUCCUCCUCCGGCUCAUCCUCCACAACAACGAUCGCACCACCAUCAAGCAUUCUCAAACAUCCACCACUGGCCAUCUUGACCAACUCAUUCAUGACGGCAUUCAUCGAACUAAAGUAUGUUACCAUCAUUGAUCAAUGA
Messenger RNA from Acytostelium subglobosum LB1, 1224 nucleotides. RefSeq lists its product as hypothetical. The transcript has 6 exons. Gene Ontology annotation, biological process: intra-Golgi vesicle-mediated transport. NCBI's taxonomy places the organism in Eukaryota, Evosea, Eumycetozoa, Acytosteliales, Acytosteliaceae. Gene Ontology annotation, cellular component: COG complex. Bases 1 to 1224 code for a protein of 407 amino acids. The record is from RefSeq and is a predicted model, not a curated record.